AUGCAGGAUUAAAGAUAUUAAUGCUUGGUUGAAAAAUACCAUUUUUAAUUGGAAUAGUUCAAUUUCAAUAAGGCUUUUGUAAAAAGGUGUCUAGUAUCAAAGGAUUAAAGAUUUGUUGCAAUUAGUGUUAGGGGAUGUUACGAGAAUGUAUCGAAACAAAAUUACCAUUACUAUUAUCAAAUUUGGAGUUUGGAGGAAAGAAAGUGCGUUAAAACAUAUCAAAUAAUAUUAUGUUCUCCUAUAUCCUAAUUCAUGUGCGGUUUUUCUGAGUGUUCCAAAUAUUUUGUAAGUUUUAAUUGCAAUUGUGAAAUGACAAUCGUCCAAUUAGAAAAAUAAAAGGAAAGCUUUACGGUUAGUUUGCCUGGACACUAAGUAAUAGAUAAAUUAAUGAUUCACUCAGCUUUGGUGUUUAUUAUUGUAGAGAGACUGAUCUAAAUUCACAGUUUAGUAAAUGGCGCACUUAUAUAAAAAAUAGAGCUUUAAUUUCAAUAGGAGAAUUUUACACCCCUGAGCUCAUUUAGAUUUCUAGUUUCAAAUAAAGAAAAAAAGUCAAUAUAAAUUUGGAGAUGGAUAGAUUAGGGAAUAAAAUUAUUAAAAGAAAUGUUCCCAAAAAAUAGUUACGAUGAAUUACUUAAUUUUAAGAAUAAGAUUAUUAUUGGACAAUAGCAGACGUGCAUCCAUUUACUUUCUCCAACCAAAUUACAUAUCAUUAGGAAUAUUAGCAUAGAAUAUCAAUUCCACAAUAUUCUUAUUGACGAAAAUAUCUCUAUACUCAAUAUCUAUAGAAGUGUUUGUCCAAAACAGAAAAAAGUCGUUUAUGUUAAUUGUUUUCCCAGAAUUCAAAUUUAUGAGUCCAAUCACCUUGACGAUGUUGAUUAUACCUUUGAAAAUCUAUACUUUUAUUCGGGAAUCAUGGUUGGAUGGGAUUAUGAUAAUCCAAAUAAAGUAGGAUUUAUGAUAUAUAAAUUUUCAAAAUGA
Paramecium tetraurelia is the source of this 978-nucleotide messenger RNA. RefSeq lists its product as uncharacterized. Gene Ontology annotation, molecular function: protein binding. The record is from RefSeq and is a predicted model, not a curated record. The transcript has a single exon. Lineage: Eukaryota; Ciliophora; Oligohymenophorea; Peniculida; Parameciidae.